This is a messenger RNA of Onychostoma macrolepis, 3077 nucleotides long. It is a transcript of the gene epb41l4a, whose product is annotated as erythrocyte membrane protein band 4.1 like 4A. Bases 440 to 2464 code for a protein of 674 amino acids. Gene Ontology annotation, molecular function: cytoskeletal protein binding. The transcript has 23 exons. The record is from RefSeq and is a predicted model, not a curated record. NCBI's taxonomy places the organism in Eukaryota, Metazoa, Chordata, Actinopteri, Cypriniformes, Cyprinidae. Gene Ontology annotation, cellular component: cytoskeleton.
CAGGACAGUGCUGCUCAUGAGACACUGAUGUGUGCGCGUGCUCGAGGGAGGAGUCACACACAUGAACAGCUCGAGCUGCUUGGCAACACACAGCAUGUAUCCAAGUGAAACACGUUCAGUGAAUCAGGAGGUUUUGAUGGGACACUCGGACCAAUCCAGCCCUACACCACCAGCUAAAGUCACCUACAGGCCCAAAACAGAUGUAAAGGCUCAGGGAUUUACUUUCAGGAGCGCGAUGAGCCUUUCCACAUAGAGUUUUUUCCUCAUAUGAGUUCAGAUGGGACAUUCUGAUGGUGCAAACAUCAGGUGCAUGAAGACUGAAGCGGAGAACAUGUAACAAAGGAGGACAGGAGCUGGAUGAUGGAUUGUAACAUCCCGAGGUUUCUGUAGGCUCUUCAGUUUGGAUCAGAACUCUUGUGGAUCUUCUGUCUAGUUCAAGAUGAGUUGUUUCUGUUCAGUCCAAGAGGAGUUUUACUGUGAGGUUCUGCUCUUGGAUGAGUCCAAGCUGAUUUUAACCACCCAACAGCAGGGAAUAAAGAAAUCAACCAAAGGCUCUGUAGUGCUGGAUUAUGUGUUCAAUCACGUGAACCUCGCCGAAACGGAGUAUUUUGGGCUUCGCUAUUGCGAUCGCAGUCAUCAAACGUACUGGCUCGAUCCCUCGAAAACACUCGCUGAACAUAAAGAUUUGAUAACAACUGGACCUCCGUUCACGCUCUACUUUGGGGUGAAAUUUUAUGCUGAAGAUCCUUGUAAACUAAAAGAAGAAAUUACAAGGUAUGAGUUCUUCCUGCAGGUAAAGCAAGACGUCUUGCAGGGGAGGCUUCCCUGUCCGUUUGACAUCAGCGCACAGCUGGGAGCGCUUGCUAUUCAAUCUGAGCUCGGAGAUUACGACCCGUACAAACACACACCAGGUUACGUGUCUGAAUAUCGCUUUGUCCCCGACCAGAAAGAGGAACUAGAGGACAGCAUUGAACAGAUUCAUAAAACGCUCAUGGGUCAGGUGCCUGCCGAGGCUGAAAAUAAUUUCUUAGCAGUUGCCAAAACACUGGAGAUGUACGGCGUGGAUCUGCACCCUGUGUUUGGAGAAAAGCAGUCGGAGUAUUUCCUGGGCCUGACGCCUAUCGGGGUCGUGGUUUACAAAAACAAAACACAAGUGGGGAAAUAUUUCUGGCCAAGAAUUACGAAAGUGUAUUUCAAGGAAACCCAGUUUGAGCUGCGGGUUAUGGGCAGAGAUUGCAAUGAGACAUCGUUCUUCUUCGACGCUCCCAGUAAGACGGCCUGCAAGAACCUGUGGAAGUGCUGCGUGGAGCAUCACACCUUCUUCAGAAUGCCAGAGAACGAGUCUAAUUCACUAACAAGGAAACUGUCCAAAUUCAACUAUCUGGGCUCGAAGCAUCGCUACAGUGGAAAGACUGCGAUGCAGAUCGGACGAGAGCAGUCUGUGACUCUGCCGCGACCCGACCUACAGGUGAUCCGAACCCGCAGCAAGACCUACCCAAAGAGAAGCACACAGCCCGCAGGGCGGAGCAAUGGAGGACAGAUGGUCUCCAAGACGGAGAACGCGAGUGAAGGCCUCAAAAGCACUGCACUUACACCGGUCAAGAGUCCCAAAGCAAAGACAGACAGCACUUCAGAGCUGCAGAACAAGCCCAGUGCACCAUGGGAGGAAGACGCCCCACAAAGCGGUCUGUUCAACUCGGCCAGCGAGCGGAACAAAUCUCCCAAAUUCCCCAAAGCUCACCGCCGUACACCCUCAGGAGGCAGCGAGAACGAGACGUCUCACUUGGCCCGCCGCAGGAAAGGUCAAACCACUGACGACCCACAGGCCAACAAACAGUACAGGAGGAGGUCACGUUCACGUGGAAACACCAGCAGCGGCAGCGAAUCUGAGAAUUCCAACAGGGAACAUCGUAAAAAAAGAAACCGGUCCCGGCAGGAGAACGAGAUGGUUGACUCUGGUCCGCAGUGGGAGGUUGUGCUACGCAGACAGAAGGAAAAAACACCCAACGAUCCCAACCAUCGGCGCUCACGACACCGCUCCCGAUCACGAAGUCCUGACGUCCAAGCUAAAGAGCAGCUCUGGAAGCACAUCCAGAAGGAGCUGGUUGAUCCUUCAGGUCUCUCUGAGGAGCAACUAAAGGAGAUUCCGUACAAGAAAGUGGAAACACAAGGUGACCCGAUCAAGAUCCGCCAUUCACAUUCUCCCAGGAGCUUCCGGCAGUAUCGACGCUCCCACUGUUCGGAUGGCGAGAGGUCUGUGCUCUCUGAGGUCAACUCUCGGACUGAUCUGGUGCCUCCUCUCCCGGUUACCCGCACCGCAGACGUGCCUGGUUCCAGCUCGACCCCUGCACAGAAGAAGAAAGGCUCCAAAGACACUCUCUCUGAGAGCUCAGAGCAGGACACAAAAAGCACCGCCAAGGUGGUGAAGACCGUACACACAUCUCGAGUGAAAACAGAGACGUGACCGGUUUCACAGUCGACAUGUCAAGGACGAAUGGCAGGGUUGCCAGUGAAAUGAAAAGUCAAGCUCUGGUGGAGCCUGUAUUAAAACACUGAAGUUAUCCAGAUACACGGACACCCUCAAUAAAAAUUCCAACUCCUUUCUUCAUAGUUCAUGCCAUAAAUCAGAGAAAAAUGCAUUUCUUCACCAGUCUAGGAUUACCUGUGUUCCGGUUUGGUUGGUGUAUCACACAAGCACACUGCAAACUUAGAAAUUAGAUUCAUUUCCUACUGACAAUCAUAUGAAGGAUGGUGGACUGUCGGUGGUGUUAAGUCUGAUAUCGCAAACAUCUCAAACUCUUUUGAACACGUUUUCUACAGUAUUAAACGUCUGUGAGCUCGAGCACCAUGUGGGAACGAUGGUAAACAGUGCUUCGUAUUAUUAUUAUUAUUAUUAUUAUUGUUCAUUGUGUCCUCAGAUUUUAGAGUCAGCUCUGCUGUAGGAAAUGUUGCUGCUGUAUUUCUAUUUUUGUUUUUGCACAAUAAUGUAGACUCUUGUUUCUUGUUUCAAAAUCACUGUAGCUAAACUGGAAGCUCAAAUUCUUGAGUUUUAACGACUUCUUGUCAAUAAAUACAUU